AUGACCGAGCGGUGGCAAUGUUUGAUGAUGCCAGGGGCUGCUGAUGGUUUGGAUACGUUUUUAAAUGUCGUGUUUGGUACCAAGGGCGAGAAUACACGUAGCAAUCAUGGUUUGCUGCUGGAGUGUUUGGAGGAUAAAGAAGAAAUCAUGGAAGACGGUGUGGAAAACCCUUUUAUUGAACGUCCACAGUACCCAUUGCCAGCUACUGCCUAUAUCCUACUCUACGCAGACACAGACUUCAAUGGAAACGAUUGCAUAUGUGCCCAGCUGUACCAAUCACGCUUUGACGAUGACUCGAUCGAGACGUUGCUAUCUCGCCUAUUUUACUAUCCACCACCCACCCCAAUGAUUCGCAAUGAUACGGCAGAUUACUUGGGUGCACUUGGCUUUUUCGCAGAAGAGGAACAACAACUCAAUGACAAACAUGCUAUCACGAAUACUAUCAAACCGCAUCAAUGGAAAUGGGAUAUUCUCGCUGCCCGAGAUCAAGAUAUGAUGGAAAAGGAACGACUACGCCAGUUGCAACGACCUGAUUUUUUCGCCAAACCGCGUCCGAAGCCUGUGCCUAAAAAGCGGAAUACAAUUGAUCUCAAGUUCUUACUGGAACGACAAGAAGCAGGGGGUAGUGGUAGCAACAAGCCUUCACCUACAAGAGCAGCAGCUACUGCAGCGUCGUCAUCAGCUGCGCCUACAACAACUGCGAAAGGGAAGCGAAAAGAACAGCCUUCGUCCCCGGAACAGAUGCGAAAGAAAAAGACACCUUCAGGAGCAGCAGGAGGAUCAAGCGAUACCUGGGAAUCAGAAAACAAGGACUUGAUCAAAAAUAGGUUGUGGAGCACCAUGUCCAAGGAACGCGGUCAUGAUCGACGGUCUGAAAAGAGCAAGUUACUGUACCUCCAAAUCUAUCAAAGCUGUCGAUACGUGUUUCGCCUUACGAUGAAGGACAAGCAAGUGAAUAGCAAGUUGCUGGAUCAAAUCAUUGACAAACACCUCGACUUUUAUGAAGAACUUGAUAUAUUUAUGUGA
Molecule: messenger RNA, 1026 nt
Organism: Zychaea mexicana
Lineage: Eukaryota; Fungi; Mucoromycota; Mucoromycetes; Mucorales; Lichtheimiaceae
Exons: 6
Coding region: 1-1026 (341 amino acids)
Source: RefSeq, a predicted model, not a curated record